Messenger RNA from Penicillium brasilianum, 933 nucleotides. NCBI's taxonomy places the organism in Eukaryota, Fungi, Ascomycota, Eurotiomycetes, Eurotiales, Aspergillaceae. The record is from the annotation of a GenBank genome assembly.
AUGGCCCAGGCGGCGAAAUCUCUUUAUUCCAGUGUUAGUACGGUAAUUAAAGGAGAGAGAUCUACCAUCAAUGGCAGCAGCAUACGAGGAGAUCCUUUAAUCGAAGAUCAAUUCAGAAACAUCCGCGACUGGAUCCCACUAGCCGCAAAAGAUCUCGCAGAGAAUAGCACGUCUGGCGAUGCUACUCCUGUGAUCAGAACUGAUGAACAAAGUGCGACAAAUGCUACUGCUCCUCACUCCAGCAACACGGAUUUUCUCGGCAGGGCUAUCGAUAUAGUCAAGAAAGCCAUCAAACACGACCACGAUGGCGAUUACGAGAAAGCAUAUCAGCUCUACUACAGCUCCCUAGAGCUCUUCAUGCUAUCUUUGAGAUGGGAAAAGAACACCCGGUCAAAGGAAAUGAUCCGCUCAAAAUUAGGCGAAUACAUGAAUCGAGCGGAGAAAUUGAAGAAUCAUCUGAAAUCACAAGGAUUUACUUCGUCAAGGUCAUCCAGUGCCAAAAGCAGUUCUGCAGCCAGCAGUGCAACAACGAGGAGUACCACUACACUUAUAGUGACCCGUCUUCCCUCUAAUCCGGGAACUCCUCAUAUGUUCCCGCGAGAUAUAAGCAGCAGGUCAUUUGUGAGUUACGUUGCAGAUGCGGAGGACAUUACAGGCGCUGAAAAUGUCCACAUUGUUACCUCGAAUGACACUAUAUGCCGAAAUAUUUCGAAAGCCCUGGAUAUUCUCUGUAUCCCUCCUCGCGCGAACUUAUUUCUUUCCGCAGUGGUCUCCCACCGUAACGUCGAGGACGUGAAUGAAGAACGGCUAUAUGCCGUCGUGGAACCGGGUGUCUCAUACGCUGCUCUGGCACGCGAGAUUACGAAGCGUGGACUUGAUGACCGAUCUUGGAUUGACUGGCCUAGUUUGUCGAAUGAGCUGAUCGUGGAUUAG